Molecule: messenger RNA, 4458 nt
Organism: Mus musculus (house mouse)
Lineage: Eukaryota; Metazoa; Chordata; Mammalia; Rodentia; Muridae
Gene: Tox4
Product: TOX high mobility group box family member 4
Exons: 10
Coding region: 351-2210 (619 amino acids)
Cellular component (GO): nucleus; chromosome
Source: RefSeq, marked validated
GGAGGUAGGAUCCCCGCCCCAACUCCGAAGGCGGUCCGUCGGCGGGUUACCUGUGUCUCCGAUGAUGAUGUACUUGAAGAGAUAAGCAAAUCUUCGCUGGAUCGGCUGUACCGGACGCCGCCUCUAGGGCCACCCAGUGCUCUUCUACAUGCCAUUAUCCCACCAAGCUCCAGGGGGCGACAGCGACCCUUCGGGCAGCUGGGAUCGAGACUGGUUGCGUCCCUGACUCGGUCCAAUCAUCGGAGAGCGACGCUUUCUCCUUGAGGAAGUGACGCGCUCGGAACCUAGUGGGGGCGGUGGGAGCGAUGCGGACGCGGAGACGCUGAGUCGCUGGUAGUGGUGCUGUGAAGAUGGAGUUUCCCGGAGGAAAUGACAAUUACCUGACGAUCACUGGGCCCUCGCACCCUUUCCUGUCAGGAGCCGAGACAUUCCAUACACCAAGCUUGGGCGAUGAGGAAUUUGAAAUUCCACCUAUCUCCUUGGACUCUGAUCCCUCACUGGCUGUCUCAGAUGUGGUUGGCCACUUUGAUGACCUGGCAGACCCCUCCUCUUCACAGGAUGGCAGCUUUUCAGCUCAAUACGGGGUCCAGACAUUGGACAUGCCUGUGGGCAUGACCCAUGGCUUGAUGGAGCAGGGCGGGGGGCUCCUGAGUGGGGGCUUGACUAUGGACCUGGACCAUUCUAUAGGAACUCAGUAUAGUGCCAACCCACCUGUUACAAUUGAUGUACCAAUGACAGACAUGACAUCUGGCUUAAUGGGACACAGCCAGUUGACCACUAUUGAUCAGUCAGAACUGAGUUCUCAACUUGGUUUGAGUUUAGGAGGUGGCACCAUCUUGCCACCUGCCCAGUCACCUGAGGAUCGUCUUUCAACUACUCCUUCACCUACCAAUUCACUUCAUGAGGAUGGUGUUGAUGAUUUCCGGAGGCAACUUCCCGCCCAGAAGACAGUGGUAGUGGAAACAGGGAAAAAGCAAAAGGCUCCCAAGAAGAGAAAAAAGAAAGACCCAAAUGAACCUCAGAAGCCAGUCUCUGCGUAUGCAUUGUUCUUUCGAGAUACGCAGGCUGCCAUCAAGGGACAAAACCCAAACGCAACCUUUGGGGAGGUAUCGAAGAUUGUGGCUUCCAUGUGGGACAGUCUUGGAGAGGAACAGAAGCAGGUGUACAAGCGGAAGACUGAGGCUGCCAAGAAAGAGUAUCUCAAGGCACUAGCUGCUUAUAAAGACAACCAGGAAUGCCAGGCUACUGUGGAAACAGUGGAAUUAGAUCCUGUGCCACAGUCACAGACUCCUUCCCCACCUCCUGUGACUGCUGCUGACCCAGCAUCUCCAGCACCAGCCUCAACGGAGUCUCCUGCUUUGCCCCCUUGCAUCAUAGUGAAUUCCACGCUUUCAUCUUACGUGGCAAACCAAGCCUCUUCUGGGCCUGGAGGUCAGCCCAAUAUUACCAAGUUGAUUAUUACCAAACAGAUGUUGCCUUCUUCUAUCACCAUGUCCCAAGGUGGAAUGGUUACUGUUAUCCCAGCCACAGUGGUUACCUCCCGUGGGCUCCAGGUAGGCCAAACAAGUACAGCUACUAUUCAGCCAAGCCAGCAGGCCCAGAUUGUCACCCGGUCAGUGUUGCAGGCAGCUGCAGCUGCUGCUGCUUCCAUGCAACUGCCUCCACCCCGACUACAGCCUCCUCCGUUGCAACAGAUGCCUCAGCCCCCAACUCAACAGCAAGUAACCAUUCUACAGCAACCCCCUCCACUUCAGGCCAUGCAGCAACCUCCACCUCAGAAAGUUAGAAUCAACUUACAGCAGCAGCCACCACCUCUGCAGAGCAAGAUUGUGCCUCCACCCACUCUGAAAAUACAGACUACUGUGGUCCCUCCAACUGUAGAAAGCAGUCCUGAGCAGCCUAUGAACAGCAGCCCCGAGGCCCACACAGUAGAGGCAACCUCUCCUGAGACAAUCUGUGAAAUGAUCGCAGAUGUAGUUCCUGAGGUGGAGUCUCCUUCUCAGAUGGAUGUUGAAUUGGUGAGUGGCUCCCCUGUGGCACUGUCACCUCAGCCUCGAUGUGUGAGGUCUGGUUGUGAGAACCCUCCUGUUGUCAGUAAGGACUGGGACAACGAGUACUGCAGCAAUGAGUGUGUGGUGAAGCACUGCAGGGAUGUAUUCUUGGCCUGGGUGGCCUCUAGAAAUCCAAACUCUGUGGUGUUUGUGAAGUAGCCUUCGUCUUCUCCAAGCCUUGAAGAUUCAUCUGCUGAACACGAGUCCAAAAGCCUGUUUUUUUGUUUUGUUUUGUUGGUUUUCCAGACAGGGUUUCUCUAUGUAGCCCUGGCUGUCCUGGAACUCAUUUUGUAGACCAGGCUGGCCUCGAACUCAGAAAUCCACCUGCUCUGCCUCCCAAGUGCUGGGAUUAAAGGCGUGCGCCACCACCGCCCGGCCAAAAGCCUGUUUUUUAAACACAAACUGGGCUUCUGUAGUGCCUGACCUUUACCCAUAGUCCUUCAUGCCUCCAUCUCCCUUUUCUUUCUUCAGCAGAGGCCAGACUAUGUAGCAGGGCCAGCAAAUUCACUGUAAUUUAGAAUUGCUUUUUACUCUCAACUGUAAGCAAAAUUACCAGCUUACUAGCAAGCACAGGGAAGAGUGAUGGGAGCAAAUCAUAGGGGUCAUUAGAAGAAACAUACCAGUAAAACGGUCAGACAACUUGCCUAGAAUGUCAUUGGGCGAGUGCUUUGCUUUGUUCUCGGCAGAAAAAGCUCUGGGAGAAGAGAGACUUAGGGUUUCAGCUCAGUGGUAAAGUGCACUGGGUUUAAAUCCCAAGUGAAGGAGGAAUGAAAAUACUGAUUUAAAAUAAAAUGUGUGAUAGCCCUUUAAAAGGGAACUAUUAUUGAUAUACACAGUGCUAUUAGGAGGAAGGUUUGAAGGCCUGGGGUUAUGGCUUAGCACUAUAAAGCUCUGAGUUCAGACCCCAGGCUGGAAGAUCAGGAGUUCAAGGUCAUCCUUGGCCCACUAGUGAGUUUGAGAACAGUCUAAGAUGCAUGAGGUAAAGGUUUUACAGAACAUGGUGGCCCGUGCCUUUAAUCCUAAUACUUUGGAAGUAGACAGGAAGAUUUUUGAUCUGAACUUAAAUCAGACUUUGUCUCAAAAAAUAGACCGGGUGUGGUGGCACUCCCCUUUAAUCCUACAACUUAGGAGGCAAGAGGCAGGUUGGAUCUCUGAGCUUGAAGUUAGCCAGGAUUACCUAGUGAGAUCCUAUCUUAAGGUCCCCCUCCCUGCUCCUGACAAAAACACACAAAUUCUGUUUGUCUCAGUCUUAGCACAUUGGGCUAGAGGGGAAACGACAUCAUCCAAAACGAUCUUUUUCUGUACAAGUAUUUCUUUACCUGACUUGGUUACCAGUUUUGCAUGUAAGAAGCAGAACUCUAUACCCCUAAUAAGAGGUUUUACAAAGUAAAGAAUCUGUGUUUGAUGAAACAUCUUUUAAAUGUGCAUUCAUUUACAUAAUGCAUAGGCCAAUUUUUUAUAUUCUAAGCUCUAAUUUUAAUUGAAGGUACCUUGUUUUUCUUAGAAAUUAGCUACAGACUAAUAAACCAGCAAACGUACAUAGAAUAAGCAAAAGUUUAGAGUACCAUAUGCAUGGUAAAAUUCAAAUUAAUCCUGUUUAUAGCAUAUUAAUUGCUAAGCACUGUGAACCUGUGUAGUCUUUUCUAACACGCUAGGUAGCUAACAUUCUUCUUUUACUUAUAAUGAAUCACGCUAAAUAAGAGUAGCACAAGGACACACACUAAGUGGAAAGCCAUAAUUUCACUUCAGAAAUUCCAAUUAUAAUACAAACUUUUAUUUAUUUAUAUACAGGGUAGGGGACACUAUUGCGUAAACAGUCCUCUUAAGGUGUGGCCUGUAGCCCAUGGCUCUGAACGCUUAGCUUUGUAAGGAAGUGCGUCUAUAAAUUCUUAGGUUUAGAGAUGAUGCCGUCCGGAUACCUUUGCUUAAACCUGGCAACCACAUCUGGGUCUAGUAGGUGUAUCCCAUCCAGUUGGUUUCCAAGAGUAAUCCUAAAACAAGGGGGAAAGAAGAGGCAAACCAAAAAUCCUGUAAGGGCUUAAUACUUAAAAUGUUCUACUUUCUGGUGAUACCUAUCUCAGGCUGUCCUGGAACUAACUCUCCAUGUAGACCAGGCUAACCUUGAACUCAGAGAUCUACUUGCCUCUGCCUCCCAAGUGCUGAGGCUAAAGGUGUGCUCUACUAUGCCCAGUCCACGUCAAUUUUUUUGGUUUGGUUUGGUUUGGUUUUUGAGACAGGGUUUCUUUGUAUAGCCCCGGCUGACCUGGAACUCACUUUGUAGACCAGGCUGGCUUCAGAAAUCCACCUGCCUAUGCCUCCUGAGUGCUGGGAUUAAAGGCAUGCGCCACCACGCCCGGCCUACAUCAACUUUUAAAAAGAUCAGAGCAAAUAAUAUGGCAGUGUCAAU